This is a messenger RNA of Lodderomyces theae, 1548 nucleotides long. RefSeq names its product putative protein kinase. The record is from RefSeq and is a predicted model, not a curated record. Bases 1 to 1548 code for a protein of 515 amino acids. Lineage: Eukaryota; Fungi; Ascomycota; Pichiomycetes; Serinales; Debaryomycetaceae. The transcript has a single exon. Gene Ontology annotation, biological process: protein phosphorylation. Gene Ontology annotation, molecular function: protein serine/threonine kinase activity; ATP binding.
AUGGAUGGGUGUGAGACCCACUUAGUGAAUGCGGUGGAGAAUAUGGUGUUGGAAGCCGACCACCACCCAGCAGGUGCCAGAGCUCAACCCCAAAACCAAGACCAAACUGCGGUCCAGAACAGCAGUAAUCAUUCGCAGUUGUUGAACUAUAAGUUAUUAGAUGACAAUUUGUUGGACACAGCUCAAAACGCAGACCCACUUGAUAUUGAUGAGGCUACAGACACGAUAAAUAGCCUGCUUUCGGAAAGGACAAAGCCAAUACACAUUGGACGUGGAAGUGGUGGCCACAGUCAAACUCAAGGUCAGUCUCUACUUUCCAAGACGCGUCGAAAAUCGUCCAUUGUGUCCUCGUAUGAGGUGAAAAUUCAAGAUGACUAUGUUUCCACUAGCUUUGCAGAAAAUAACAAUGCAAGCCCAUUUGCAAAUGUUGGAGGCAGCUGCAACUACAAGCCGAAACUUUCCGAUUUUGAGCCUAUAAAAGUGUUGGGUAAAGGCAGCUAUGGCAAAGUACUUCUUGUCCGAGAUUUGAGAACUGGUAUUUUGUUUGCCCAAAAGCAACUCUUGAAAGCGUCAAUGAUCAUUAAUCGAAACGAGGAUGAUCAGGGCGAAUUUCCAGAAGAAAAUGGUCCAAAAAUUCACAACAAAAACUAUCAACGAACUUUGAAUGAAAAGCAAAUUUUGGGAACGGUCCAUCACCCCAACAUUGUUAAGUUGUACUACGCGUUUCAGGAUAAUAACAAGUUGUAUCUCAUAUUGGAGUAUUUGCAAGGUGGUGAGCUAUUUCAUCACUUGUCAAUGGAGAAAUUUAUGAGUGAGAAAAAUGCUGCCUACUAUUUGGCACAAUGCAGCUUGGCACUUCAUUACUUGCACACAAAGGUAAAGGUAAUAUACCGGGACUUGAAACCAGAGAAUUGCAUGCUCAAUGCGCAUGGUAAUCUAGUCUUGACUGAUUUCGGUCUUAGCAAGGUAGCAUCAGAUGAAGACAAAUUGAAUUCCAUAACGGGGACUGUGCAAUAUAUGGCCCCAGAAGUUAUAAUGGGAGAAGAGUAUGAUUACGGAGUCGAUUGGUGGAGUUUAGGCUGUGUGGCCUACGAUCUUUUGACAGGAGCUCCUCCUUUCACAGGGCUGGACCCUGAUAGAGUGUUGAAGAAAAUCAAAAACUUCAAAAAAACUUUGAAAUUCCCUUUCUAUUUGAGCAAUGAUGCAAAAGACUAUUUGAGGAAGAUGUUGCAAAUCGAUCCAACUAAACGAUUUGACGUGGAUGGUGAAUGGGAAAAGUAUAAAAAGCAUAAUUUUUUCAGGCAUAUUGAUUGGAAAUCAUUGGAAAAUCUUGAUCUGGAGGAAAGUGCCGCAAAUGCAGCGUUACCUCCAAUACUACCAAUAAUCACUGAUCCAGUUCUCGCUGAAAACUUUGAUGAUGAGUUUACGGAAAUGGCCUUUACGCCACAGCAGACCGCGCUGUUGCUACAAGAAACUUUUCACAUGAAGGACUUUUCCUACACUAAUCCCAAAUUCAUGGACAAACUUAGAAUGCAUGGUAAUUUAUAG